Lingula anatina is the source of this 2077-nucleotide messenger RNA. RefSeq names its product ethanolamine-phosphate cytidylyltransferase. Gene Ontology annotation, cellular component: cytoplasm. NCBI's taxonomy places the organism in Eukaryota, Metazoa, Brachiopoda, Lingulata, Lingulida, Lingulidae. Gene Ontology annotation, molecular function: ethanolamine-phosphate cytidylyltransferase activity. Gene Ontology annotation, biological process: phosphatidylethanolamine biosynthetic process. The record is from RefSeq and is a predicted model, not a curated record.
GUCAAAGAUGGCGGAGAAACGAGAGGGUGAAGUGAUUGCUGAUGAAAAUGAGUCUAAAAAGAAGAAACAAACACGAGUAUGGAUGGAUGGAUGCUUUGACAUGGUGCAUUUUGGACAUGCCAAUGCUCUUAGGCAAGGUAAAAUGAUGGGAGAUUACCUCAUAGCUGGAGUACAUUCCGAUGAAGAAAUAUCAAAACACAAAGGACCUCCAGUUUUCAAUGAAAGAGAAAGGUACAAGAUGGUGCGAGCCAUAAAGUGGGUUGAUGAGAUUGUAGAAGAUGCUCCCUACAUUACUCAGAUUGAAACUCUGGACAAAUACAACUGUGACUUCUGUGUGCAUGGAGAUGACAUCACUGUAUCGGCAGAUGGAAAAGAUACUUAUCAUAUCGUGAAAACUUCUGGAAGAUACAAAGAGUGUAAAAGAACUCAGGGUGUAUCUACAACAGAUCUUGUUGGAAGAAUGUUGUUGGCAACAAAAUCUCAUUUUCAACAUGAUGAUAAUGUGGAUAAAGGCACCGUUGAACAAAUUGCACAGGACAAGAGUGCAAAGAGUCCAUGGACUGGGACCUGUCACUUCUUGGCAACCACACAAAAGAUUAUCCAGUUCUCUAAUGGCAGGGAACCAAACCCCAGUGACAAGAUAGUCUACGUGGCUGGUGCUUUUGACCUGUUCCAUGUGGGACUGCUGGAUUUUCUGGAAAAGGUCUCUCAGCAAGGUGACUUUGUGAUAGUAGGAAUCCAUACAGACCAGGCUGUUAAUAGGUACAAAGGGAGAAACUACCCUAUAAUGAAUCUUCAUGAAAGAGUUUUAUGUGUUCUUGCUUGCAAGUAUGUAUCAGAAGUAGUCAUUGGAGCACCAUAUGAAGUAACAGCUGACCUUAUGGAUCAUUUUAAAGUGGACUUGGUUUGUCAUGGUAAAACUCCCAUAAUGCCUUGUGCAGAUGGCUCAGAUCCAUAUGCAGUGCCCAAGUCAAGAGGGAAAUUUAGGGUUAUUGAUAGUGGUAAUGAAUUAACCACAAUGAUGAUAGUAGAAAGAAUUAUUAAGCACAGACUGGAAUACGAAGAACGUAAUAAGAAGAAAGAGGUGAAAGAAGCAAAAAUCAUGGCAGCAUUGUCAAAUGGAGGUGAUAAGUAAUGUGAAACCUUUGAAUUGUGAUCUUCCAUAAAUGUUUUUUGAACAGUUUAAAACUGUUUGGUGCCAAACUGUUAUAUAUACCAUUUGAGCUAAAGUGGAUCAAAAACAUUGGCAUUUCUAUUGUCUUAUAUAUGUAUGUGUAAACCUUGAAAUGUGUUGGUGAUGUAUUAUUAUGCAUGUAUAUUGUAAAUGUUGGGAUUUUACCAGCAGUGGUUGAUUAGUGGUGUAUAACUUACUUUUGAUUUAGAUUUUGUAAAUUUUUGCCAUUUAUGUUUUUUUAAAAAUUUUAUAUAAUUUUAGACUUAGUGAAAGAUAUGUAAUCAGAAUUUCAAAUCCAUAAUUGCUGUGACAAAAUGAGUGUUAUUACACUUUUAAGAAGUGCAAGAAGUUGCUGGAUACAGUAAAAUUCCAUGAAAUGGAUGUGUAACCCUGCAUUGGUCCAUUACUAACCAAAUUGCUGUGCCAAUGUUUCUGUGCAAUUAAGAAUUUGUAUUUCUUAUUAGUCAUUUAUAAAUAUCCUGUGAAUUUAGUCUGAAAAAAAGAGAAUUUAUACAUGGUCAUCUUUGGUGGUGGCAAUACAUGUAUGCAGAAUUUAUGUGGGAAGAGGAACCUAGUCAACAGUAAGGUUUCUUUUAAAUAUCCCUGCAUUGAUUUUAAAGCCUGAAAUUACUUCUUAUUAUGUGUAAUGUUUAAGUAAUUUUAAGAUCAUUUAAUAUAGUCGGUUCUGUCAUUGUCUGUUUAUCAAUAUUGCAUGUGUAGAUAUAUAUUUGUGGGUAUGGGCCUUAUGGUGAGAAACAAUAUCAUCACAAAAAGGGGAAGUUAGUAGGUGGUUAAAGAAGUAAAAUGAUACUGAUUUGCUAUAUUUCACAUUUGAAUUAAUGGAUCAUUUGGUUGCUUUUUUAAAGAACAGUUCAACACAUGUUCACAAACUUUGUAUUCAUA